Molecule: messenger RNA, 2677 nt
Organism: Lytechinus pictus (painted urchin)
Lineage: Eukaryota; Metazoa; Echinodermata; Echinoidea; Temnopleuroida; Toxopneustidae
Product: phenylalanine--tRNA ligase, mitochondrial-like
Exons: 7
Coding region: 260-1621 (453 amino acids)
Biological process (GO): phenylalanyl-tRNA aminoacylation
Cellular component (GO): mitochondrion; cytoplasm
Molecular function (GO): phenylalanine-tRNA ligase activity; ATP binding; tRNA binding
Source: RefSeq, a predicted model, not a curated record
GAUGAUUUGCUGAAGUUAGAGGCCGGUAAUGUAUACAGAUAUUUUAUGCCCCUAAAACCCAGGAUUACCGUCAUUUUGGGCAAUUUCAGAUUUUUAAUUUUUGUCAUGCCCAGCUGAUACUAAAAAGUUUCAAGACUAUAGAGUAUCCCAAAGGGAGCCCCCUGUCUACACCGGAGAGACAGGACGAUGUCUGGACGGUGUCGUUAGAAGGGACAGGAUCAUGCGGUAACCUCUCCCCAAUCCGAAUGAAUUUUAUGCAAUGGCUUCGAGAACUUUGAUUUGUGCUGUCAGGACAUUACAUUCUAAACUAACGCUGCAUCAAUCAUCCAAGUGGUGGCUUGUGGGAAAUCUGUCAUCCACAAGCCAUUAUUCUACAAAAUCAAAUUUCACCCAGACAAAACCAAAAGACUCCGAGGUCACUAUACAAGACAGAACAUUCACCCAAGAUGCCUUCACGACCAUCACGCCAAAGAUCAUCUCGCGGGUCGGUACCAACCUGCACAAUAAACCCCACCAUCCACUCUGCAUCAUCAAGGAGAAAAUCCGCGACUACUUUUACAGUAGCUUUCUCAAUCGUCGUGGCAACCCACUAUUCUCCAUCUAUGACAACCUAAGCCCUAUUGUAACCGUACAACAGAACUUUGACAGCGUGCUGGUCCCGAAGGAUCACAUAUCGAGAAAGAAAGGGGACAAUUACUACAUCAAUGAGGAGUUUAUGUUGAGGGCGCAUACAUCAGCUCAUCAGCAUGAGCUGGUCAAUGCAGGGCUGGAUGCAUUCCUGGUGGUUGGCGAUGUCUAUCGUAGGGAUGAGAUCGAUACCAGUCAUUAUCCUGUCUUUCAUCAAAUGGAGGGAGUGAAGCUCUUUACGCAGCAUGAGCUGUUUGCAAAUUGCAACGAUGCCACAAAUCUGAGUUUGUUUGAGACCCGGCCAAUGACUAGAACCCCUGACAGGCAAGAGUGCCAUACCUUGGAGGCUGCCAAGCUGGUGGAGUUUGAACUUAAGAAUGUAAUCACCUCCAUGGCUGAGAUGCUCUUUGGAAAGGACAUUGAAUGUAGAUGGAUUGAGACAGAGUUCCCUUUCACUCACCCUUCCUGGGAGUUGGAGAUCUUCUUUCAAGGAGAUUGGUUGGAGGUGCUAGGAUGUGGUAUCAUGGAACAGAAGCUUUUACAGUCAGCUGGUGCUGGAACUUCUAUAGGCUAUGCCUUUGGUCUUGGACUAGAACGCCUUGCAAUGAUCCUGUUUGACAUUCCAGACAUCAGACUAUUCUGGAGCACAGACAAUCGGUUUCUGGACCAAUUCAGGGACCAAGACAUAAAUCAGUUCAAAUUCAAGCCAUUCAGCAAAUAUCCACCUGUCAUCCAAGAUAUGUCGUUCUGGUGUCCCGAAUCUGACUACGAAUCCAAUGACUUCUAUGAUCUAGUACGAAAUGUAGGGGGAGAGCUUGUAGAACAGGUUGCAAUGAUUGAUGAGUUCACACACCCAAAGACUCUGAGAACCAGCCAUUGUUACAGGAUAACGUAUAGGAGUAUGGAAAGAACUCUUGUUCGAGAGGAGGUUAAUCAAAUUCACGACUUAAUCAAAGAAACUGCAGAAAAACAGCUUAGAGUGGAGCCAAGAUGAUUUUACACCUGGAAUGAUUAGAAUUUAUUAUGCAGUAAUAAUGGUAAACCUUCAGGAUUAUAUUAAAAGGAAAAUAUGAAUUGAGAAUGAAUUUACUUGGAUGAAAAUGAGGGGAGUACGUUACUGCAAGCUUGAGUAAAUUUUAAUAAGCACCAUACUUUUCAACUGUCCCAGUGUUGGAGAAGUAGACCAAGAUGUAUUUCCAGCCAUAAUGACACUUAUAGUUUGGUAAAUAUCUCGCCAAUGAUAAUGUGAAAGAAAUCAUCAAUGUCCCUAUUUUAAUGCCUGCAAGGUUGGCAAAUAUUUGAGAUUUUAAAGUUGUCAGUUUUCAACAGGAAUAUGUAAGUUUGUGAAAUAUCUUUUGAGCUCUCAACCUUAAUACCUUUUGUAAUUGAUGAAAUAAUACAUUCAGUUCAAACAAGAGUUUUAUAGGAUAUGUCCAAAUUAUUGAUAUACUGUAGGUGUAGGAUUUAACAUUUUCUUAAGAAAAAAAAAGAACAACGAAUUGUGUCAAUACCAAAAAUUAUCUAAGUUUGACCUUCUUGAAUAAUAGAGCAGUUUUGAUUUCAUGCUGAUAAUCUACAGACUAUCACAAUUCAUUGAGAAAUUAACUGCUAUUUUGUGGCUUAUGCCGUGGAUGACAAGCAUGAUGAUUUUCAACCCCAUUUUAUGUUUGACAUUUGAGUGGCUUUAUGAUCUACCAAAAGAACCUGGCCUAGCUAGGGUGUUAACUAAGGAAAAAAAAAGAAGAUAAAGGCCCAGUCACAUCGUUCAAUGCAAGCCUUGCAGGUAACUAUUGUUGCUACCCGCAGGUUGGCCGCAUUGACAGUAUUUCGCACGCAACUCACGCACAGAAGCGCAUGCAAGUCUGAUUUGCAUGCAGAAAAGUUUUUAACAUGCUCAAAACAUUUUUGCGGGCAAUCACCCACAAGGCUUGCACGGAAUUGUGACAGGGCCUCAAGCUAAUGGUUCAUUGUAUUUGUGUAAAAAUGUAAUAUUUUAUGGAAUAUAAUUUUAAAGGGUUUAUAAAAGAUGAAAUCUACUAAAAAAACUUUA